Messenger RNA from Bursaphelenchus xylophilus (pine wood nematode), 3236 nucleotides. NCBI's taxonomy places the organism in Eukaryota, Metazoa, Nematoda, Chromadorea, Rhabditida, Aphelenchoididae. The record is from the annotation of a GenBank genome assembly.
AUGGAGUUGACCCACGAGGAGUGCAAUGCGCUGUUGGCCAACCACAGUUACGACGUGAUUUUCGAGUGGUAUGCUGCGCAUCCGGUUACCGCAUACAAUGUGCAAAGUAAGUUUGUUUCGAAGAGGAUUAAUCUUUGAGUUAUGGAGUUGUGGGAGCCUUAUAGGCAUAUAUGUAUGUAGGACUGCAAAGCGGGCGGGUAGGCUAUAGUUGACGUUCUGCAUGGUGAACUUGAGUGUCAUCAGCUCACGUAGGGUUUUUGGUGGUGGUGAUAUUAUAUUGCCAGACCUAUAUCUCACAAGUUGAGGUGUGAAGGGCACAUGAUCUUUAUAGUGUAUGGUCUUUAUAGUCAUUGAUCCUUGUGAGCCUCUGCUUUAACGCUGCGGUAAAAUCAAGGCUCUAGCCAGCUUUAUUCAUAAAGAACACUUUGUACUUUCCGGCCCUACAUUACCCACGUCAUGAGAAAUGUUUUUUUUUCACAUCGAAAUGCUUCGCUUCGUCGAAAAAAGGGCGCAGUCGCGGCCAAAAUUUCCAGCUGCGGCUAGCCGUCCCAAAGCGAUGAUGGUGUUCCCAACGCGCGACAUUCUGUCACUAUUCUCCCGACAGACUGAUAAGUUGGAUAAAGUUUCAACCAUUUUUUGCGAAAGUUUGAAGUCAAGUAUCCUCUAAGAGCUCUUAUCAUUUCAACAUAUUUAAUAAACUUUUAAAGGGCCCUUCAAUUGCUAACGAAGCAUUUUCUGUUGUAAAAACUCGAGAGCUCCAGAUUUUAGUAUGGUACAUGUAGAGUAAAAAAGUCACGUUUCUACUAAAGUCACGUUUUUACAGGUUCAGGUUUUGCUGAACCUUGGACGGACUCAAAGUAUGUUUCCGCUACAUUUUUGUAAAUUUUACACCAGGUUGAGGAGCUCUGACCGUGUUGAAACAUGUCACGAUAAAACCCUGUAAAUUGUUUUGGAAGUAUAAGAAGCGCUCGGAAAUGAACAGAAAUGCUCCUGACAAGAUUGUAGGACUUCUUUUUCGAAAGUUUCAUGCCAAAACUUUAUUGGUCCACUUAGCGAAAGGAAGAACGCUUUUUGGCAAUAUAUUUGGCAAUAUAAUUGGUGUCGAAACAUUACCACCUAUCAUAGAAAUAAGCAUAAGGAAGAGAGUUGCCCCAUUAUUGACAACUUUCAAGUCAAAAAUCCCGAUCGUUUCGGAAAAUUCCGAGCUAGUAGUAUCGCGAUAUACCGUACAAUUCUUCAAGAAAAUUAAUCUAAAUUUGCCAAGUUUCAUCAACAGAUGCUCAGAGAACUUGAAGACCUUUCCUUUGCUAACCAAAAUCUAACUUUAUCACUCUUAUAGUGAUCCACAAGGUCGUCGAAGCGCUGAUCUGCUCGGCUGGUUGCGGAAUAAACCUCUUCCUGCUCUAUGUGAUUGCCAAGCAAUCGGAGAGACUGAGCAGCGUGAAGAGUUUCCUUAUGUUCGGCUGCAUCUACGACAUCUUCCUUUCCGUCGUCAAUAUGCAAAUGCAAUCGGUGUGGUUUUGUUCUUCCAACGUUUAGUUUGCAGUAGCAAGUACAAAUUUUUACAUUUUUAGUUUCCCUACUCCGUGCUCGGCAUUGCAUUCAGCUACGACAACAUGAUCUUGCGGUCUUCCGACUACCUCAUAAUGGGUAUUAUGAAAGCUGCUGCCCGAGUUGCAUUUUUCGGGUCGUGGAUCAUCAUUCCCAUUCAGUUCCUUUGGCGAUACCACAUUUUUCGAUAGUAAGUAUCAACAUUUUCAAUUUCAUAAAGUGCAUAGAUAUUUUUUCGCUACUUACAAAAGUAUUUAUUUCUUUCUUGCGGUGCACUCAGACUUACAUGCAAAUUUAUAAAACAGCCUCUGAAACUACCCAUUAAUAGGACUUUCAUAAAGUGCAUGGACAUUUUUACUGUGCAUUUUGCCUUCUCUUAUCGAUGCAAUCCUUUUUAAAAUAUUUUUGCAUGUUGCAACUGCCUUAAAUUUCGUGACCUCGCAAUGAAAAAAAGCUUGUGUCGCAGCAAUUUUGUAUAAAAAAUAAAAUGCACUGUGCAAUUGACCUUUUUUCAAUAACAUAUUCUGGUAGCAAACAGGACAAGAGGCUCUGAGAGUCAAUACUAAGAAUGAAUUUUAACAUUAGGCCCAAAAGUCAAGAAGUUAUAGCCACAGAAAUGCGAAAGCUUUAACCCAAAAGUUCAACAUUUUCAGCGGCUGUGCACCAAGAGGAAUCUACUUGUAUCUAAUGUGCAUUGUGCCAAUAAUUUUGUCUCUGAUUGGCGGCUGCAUCACAUUUAACAUUUACGGCUAUGCAACAAAUGAGGAGAGGGCUCUCAUACAAAAGAUUGUGCGCUACAGCGGCUUCACGGACGUGACAUUAGCCGACGUCACCGGGACAUGGACGGUAAGGAAUGCGCAUCAUAUUUUACCUCAACUCGCAGAACAGCGAACGCUAUUCGUUGUACAACACAUGCAUUAAAGUGCUGCUGUGCGGCUGCUACGCGGUCACCAUCGCGGUGGACAUUGCCAUGUCCAAGUACUGGUCGAUUCACAGCAUGGACGCCCAUCAUCGGACUAGAAAGAUGUUUUACGGCGUGAAAUAUGCACUUCGGGUGAUGGUAAGCGUUUUUACUAUGCUUUUUCAAAAGGGCGUGAGCUUGUGCGUUGCGACAAAAAUUCAAUGCACUUCCGAAAAAGGCAGCAUUUUUGAAUUCUACUUUGUAAGACGUUCUCGGUCGCUACAAAGAUUUGUAGUCGGCGUCAAGUGCACAACAUGUAUAGAAAUUCCUUUGUAGUUGUAAUAAAAUUGUUUCCAAACAAUUGAAAGAAUUUGGCCCCUUCGAAUACAGAAGUCUGAGCAAAGUAUAAUAGAAAAAACGAGAGUCAUCUAAGCUUGGCAGGCAAGGUGUAUGUCCCUUAGAAUUACUCAUGUAACUGUGUUUCUUGUCGGUUAUGGGUAUAUGUACAAGACACGUCAAGCAUCUAUUUUUUCAGGCAAUUGGCCCCUUCCUAACCGGCGUGAUCCCAGCAUUUCUAAUUCGGAUCUCCGGCACGGCCUGCACUUUGAGCCCAUGGACUAUGAUGACUGUCUCGUGGCUGGUCGGAUCCCACAGCCUCUUCAACGCAAUCACCACCUUUUACUUCAUUCGACCUUGCUGGCGAUAUCUACUAUCUUGCCUGAAGCGGCAAAGCACGUUGGAACCGUUUGUGGUUGGGACGGACGUAUCAAGUAGGACUGGCUAA